CGACGUCGUGCUAGUUGUAGGGUUUAUUUAUCUGUUCAUAUACCGCUCGUCCAUUUCAAUCCCGUUCAAGGAAAACAAAAUUUGGUCAAAAUCAAGAGAGAUGGCAUCGUUUUGCAGAUCAGCGUUAGUGGCAGGUUCCAGAAACUUAGUAUCUAGAUCCAAAAUCGUAACCCAAAAGUCCCUCAAUCUUAAACCAGCAUCGACUUCAUCUCCUUUCGCUUCACCGUCCCAAUCCAUCCCUCGCGCUUCAAGGGUUCUCUCGGCUUUGGGAAGCGUUGAAACGAUGAUUCCGCUUCAUAGUGCGGUUGCUUCAGCACGGCUCCGGUCAAGCAUCGCUGCUGAUUCCUCCUGUUGGAGCUGGCUUUCCCAGGGAUUUGCCACGCCUUUGUGACCCCGGUCUGCUGGAGAUCUAUCUAAGGCGAAAAUAAUCAAAAAUAAUAGGACUUGCUUUCAGACAAUCAAUGAACAAGAAUAGUACUCUUUGUCGUUUGAACUCUUUCGUCGAUUGUAUUGUCAUGGUUCACAUGGACUUAUUGCUUCAAAGUUCUUGCGAUCUUUCUAUUGCUAUUUGGAUUCAUCCACAGAUUUUUUUGCAUUGAAACUCAGUUUGAUUGUUCGUGCAAGUUACAACGCAAAAGGUCCGAUGUUUUUCAUUUACUGAAUCUUGUUUGCUGAUUUUCUUCCAU
Molecule: messenger RNA, 686 nt
Organism: Eutrema salsugineum
Lineage: Eukaryota; Viridiplantae; Streptophyta; Magnoliopsida; Brassicales; Brassicaceae
Exons: 3
Coding region: 101-391 (96 amino acids)
Source: RefSeq, a predicted model, not a curated record